Messenger RNA from Hemibagrus wyckioides, 2195 nucleotides. It is a transcript of the gene hmga1b, whose product is annotated as high mobility group AT-hook 1b. The record is from RefSeq and is a predicted model, not a curated record. Gene Ontology annotation, biological process: regulation of DNA-templated transcription. Gene Ontology annotation, molecular function: DNA binding; transcription coregulator activity. The transcript has 4 exons. Gene Ontology annotation, cellular component: chromatin; nucleus. The coding region runs from base 587 to 868 and encodes 93 amino acids. Lineage: Eukaryota; Metazoa; Chordata; Actinopteri; Siluriformes; Bagridae.
UAUUACAUGGGUUUGGCCAGGUUUUGGUGGUAGCUCCAUCGAAUGGCCAUUGUCCUUUAAUUCAAUCAGGAGACAUUGUGCGUUGGAGGUGGGGCUACUGGGAGAUACAAUACACACAGCUUUAUAUAUUUUUUUAUUUGGUUCGCCUAGAAACCCGAAAGCUCGAGGGGUGCAUGUAAGUUAACGCUUCGUACUUGAUUUGCUGUUUGAAGUGAGGGCGCUCCGUUCCCAAACGCGCUUUUAAUGCAUGUUCUCUACCCAGGCUUAGCGAAAUUAGCCGAGCCGCGUCUGCUCUCAAACAUAAACACCUCGUAGUAUGCUCGAGUACUUAUAUCACGCCAUUUUAAAAAGUAGCCUGGACAAAAAUAAACGGAGACUAAUAACGGAUUAAUUUCCCACACUCCUCACCUUAUCGCUGCACUACACCAUAGGCGGAUUAUAUCGCGGUGAUGUGUAGUGGCCGUGUGAUCAUUCACAAUAGUUGUUAAACGCCUAGUAGAGAUAAAGGAGAAAGGUAACGCUGUGUGUUGGUUGGUUGGUUUGUUUGUUUGUUUGUUUUUUUUCCGCGAUCAGGUGACGCUGGAAAAUGAGUGAUUCCGAGAAGCAGACAAUUUCUGUGAAGGAUAAGGACGGAGUGGAGAAGAGGGGACGAGGAAGACCGAGAAAACAUCCAAAGGAAUCCAGUGGAUCUCCGGUUCCGAAAAGGCCGAGAGGGCGGCCAAAGGGCAGCAAAAAUAAAGGACCUUCCAAGAGAAAAGCGGGAUCAUCUUCAGAAAAGAAGCAAAAGGGGAAGCCCAAGAAGGAGGAAAAGGAGGCAUCUCAGGAGUCCUCUGAGGAAGAAGAGGAGGAUGAAGAUGAGGAACAGUAACUACCUCAUCCUCGGCACUACCUCAUAAUAUGACACAGCCUGGCACCACUUACUAAUCUACAGCCUCUAACAACGGGAUGUCGUCCGCUCAACCACCUCUGUGGGACUGACAUAAAUAUCAUGUCUAUAACAAUCAGUUACAUGUUUUAAAAAAAAGUGGAAUAAUUUUAGAAUCUGUGAAUUAGGCUGCAUAUAAGUGUUUAGUCCAUUAAUGGUGCUUACUUGGUGCUUUUCAAUUUUUGUUUUGGUUUGCUUUUUAUGUACUUUAUGUGACGUGGAAGGUCAGGGGGGAUAUAGAAUUAGAAAAAGAAAAGUGUUCUGACCGUGAUGUGUAGUGGUCCUAUAGUUUUAGUGUAGGGCUUUCUGCUUAACUGCAGCUGACUUUUUUUUUUUUAAAUACACCCCCUGCACUGACUAGAUUUUAUCUUAUUAGAUUGCCUUUAUUAUAUAUGUUGAGGCGUGAACAUUCACCAUUUGUUGAAGGCUAGGUGUGUGUAUUUUGCAAGAUAAACAGAUUUAGAUUUGAAUACACCAUUUUCAGUCUUUGUCACUCUGGUGUAAUAGUCGGGUAGGUGAUAGAGAUGUCUGAUUCUCAUUGCAAGUACAUUCCAGUAGCAUUUUUAACACACUUGUGACUAAUUUAUGUGGACUGUUCCUCAUACACAUAUAUAUAUUUUUUCUUUUCAUUGAUAGUUUUGCCUCUUUUACUUUAACUUUUACCAACAGGUCACUUUUCUAGGUCAAAGAAACACACAGGCAGAUAAGCCUUUAGCUCUGGUCAGCAUUAAAGAAUACUUUACAGUUGUACAUUUAAGGAUACACCCAAAUACGUCUGGGAGUUUACAGAGAUCACCUGUGAAAUAAUGCACACUUGAGCAGCUAUACCUCAGUACCAUGGCUUGUGCUUGUGACAGGUUCGCAUAUAUUGUCAAAUCAGCUUACAUGAAACUGUGUCAUUUGGAUAACUUUAGAAUAGUCACAAUGACUGUUUUUAUUCUGCAUCAUACAUCCCAUCUGUCCACAUUCUUUGAACCAUAGCAACAAUAUGCAUCAGCCACCUCAGGAAUUACAGUAUGUAGACAGCAGGCGACAGACCAAGUAGUGUUCAGAUAGCACUGAUAACUUCUGUAUAGAAUGUGUUCAUCAUUUCUGUGGAAAACAAACUGCUCUGUACCUAUUUUUAAUGCAGCUGAGGAAUUGUCUACAAGCUCUUUUAGGCUUAUACCACGUUUGUUGAUGCCGCAAAUACCUAUUUAUUUCACGUUUAAUUGAGAAUUCAGUUGUAUCUGUGUAGCAUGUUGUGUUGUUAAUAAAAUAUACUUUCUCA